UGGUUAUCAUCGCUGUGUCCUGAUGCUGUUUUAAUGAAUGAGAUUUGCUGGAUUUGCUGCGUCACUCUGCUGUGCUCACAUCCAAGCAAUUUUUUUUAUUUUUUUUUAGCUGAAUCAUGCCCCUCUUUCCAAUGUGUCCUCAACGUAGAGUGGUGACUAAUCGAACAAUGCUGCUUUUACAACCACAUGGGUUCUCAAUCUGUCUCUUUGUCUCUCGUAAGCACACUUGUUCUAUCUCGAUCUGUCUUUUCCUCUCCUCUUUUCCUGUCCCCCCUCUAGCCCGUCUGCUAAGCACUCAGCCCAUUCACAGCUGAUAAGACAGGUUCAGUAAUACGUCAGAGGAGACAUUAGCAGAGAGAAGGACAAGGAGAACAGACGCAAGACUCUAAACAGAUGAAACGGUUGAUGGGAAGUAAUAAAGGUUAGACGAGAGACUGUUCGAGGGUCUGAUGCACCGGUGAGGAGGGGGCAAAGAGGACUGCCCACAGGAACGAGUGGAAGUAAAGCCUCAACAUGUUUUUCUGUCACGUUCUGGACCUGUUAGACCAGGCCCGAUGACGGAGAGGUGUUCAAAUCGACGUUAAUACGGAAAGGACUGUUAUUAUGUGAGUCACGACUCCUGUGGCGGAGAGAAGACGCACUCCGGAGAACGUAGUGCUCAUGUACAUGGAUGUUUCAGCGACCUGCGGGUGAAAAAAUAGCCAGCUUGAGAACUAUUGUUGGAGGACAGCUGUGUAUAACAACUCGAUGCUUCAUCUUAUCAGGCAUAAGACGAGUCUCAAGAAGUUUUUAAAAGUGGAUUUUGACAUUCAGAGAACCAACUGUGGAGACAGAUGCUCCGCUGAGACUUUUUUGAAUGUGAAGGUUCCUAUUGGAUUUUGUUCGAAAACCCCUGUGGCAUUGAUAGAUGAACAAAUAACAUCUUUGAGAAGAACUGAAAUAUAUGAAAUAGUGAGUGCAUUAGCCAUCUUUUUGGGUCUUUGCUAUCAUGGGAUAAUCUGAAGAUACUAAACUGCCUCAUCGUUUAAUCUUAAAAACAUCCUGUUUUUUCGGAGUCAGCGUAUUAUUUUUCUUCUUCCCAACCUGAUUCUUGUUCGUUUGUCUUUAGUUUCUUAUUUAGUUUCGAGACAUUAAGAAAGUAGCAUUCAAACAUCUUAGAAGGUGUUAAAAGCUUCAAGGAACCCUUGUCAAUCUCAGCCGUGGCUCUCAUCGUUGGGGAAUGGGGUAACACACAGAGAGAUGGUGGUCACACAGUUAGAGCUGGAGCUCUGUUAUCAGGGGAAGAAGCUCAGAGGUUUCACCUGCAAGCUCACCCGGUCAGCUCAUGGCUUCCUACCAGAGAGCUCUUACAUCAUUGCUGCACAGGUCUUUCUGCCGUUUCUUCUGGGCGGGCUGGGUAUGGUGGCGGCCGGCAUCGUCAUGGAUAUUGUCCAACAUUGGGAUGUGUUUAAAGUGAUCACAGAGGUGUUCAUCCUGGUACCUGCUCUAGUCGGGCUCAAGGGAAACCUGGAGAUGACUCUCGCAUCUCGUCUCUCUACUGCUGCUAACACCGGACAGAUGGACGACCCCAAACAGCAGUGGCUGAUGGUGACCUGUAAUCUUGCUCUCAUUCAGGUUCAGGCCACUGUGGUGGGCUUCCUGGCAGCUCUUGCGGCCGUAGGUCUUGGUGCUUUGUCCAGAGGGGGUGUAGAGCUGGACCAGGCGGCUGUCCUGUGUGCUAGCAGUGUCACCACCGCAUUUGUGGCAGCUCUCUCCUUAGGUCUGGUGAUGAUUGGUGUGAUCAUCGGCUCCAGGAAGGUGGGCAUCAACCCUGAUAACGUGGCCACACCAAUAGCAGCCAGUCUGGGAGAUCUCAUCACUCUUUCUCUAUUGGCUGGAGUCAGCAGCACACUGUUCCAGUACAGAGAUGUGUGGUACUUGUCCCCGUUGGUGUGUGUCUUCUUCCUGCUGCUCAUUCCUCUCUGGGUGUUCAUCGCUAGAAAGAGUCCACAGAUUAAAGAGGUUCUGAAGUUGGGCUGGCAGCCUGUUUUAGUGGCCAUGUCCAUCAGCAGUUUCGGUGGCCUUAUUCUUGAUAAGACUGUGAGCGAUCCGAACUUUGAGGGCAUGGCAGUCUUCACACCAGUCAUAAACGGUGUGGGGGGGAAUCUGGUGGCCAUCCAGGCCAGUCGGAUCUCCACUUACCUUCAUUUGUGGAGCGUACCUGGAGUCCUGCCCUAUAAGAUGAGACAGCACUGGCCCAACCCCUGUGCCACAUUCUUCUCCUCAGGUGUGAACUCGAAGUCGGCGCGGGUGCUGUUCCUCCUGGUGGUUCCAGGUCAUCUGUUGUUUCUUUUCGCCAUUAAUAUGCUCCAAGGAGGCCACACUGCCAUCACACCAGCAUUUAUCUGCUGCUACCUGAGUGCUGCUCUGCUUCAGGUCGGGAUCCUCAUUUAUACAGCAGACCUGAUUGUGCGUUUGAUGUGGAGAAAAGGUCUGGACCCAGAUAACUUCUCCAUCCCAUACCUGACUGCACUGGGAGACCUGUUGGGCACGGGUUUCCUGGCCUUGUGUUUCCGUCUGGUCAUGUUAGUGGAGUAGCUCGGUUUGUAAAAUGCUAGACCUCCUCUCCCCCCCCUCCCACCUCCCAGUUCACAGGACCUUUGCCACCCAGCCUGGCUGCAAUGCUUUGGAGAUGCGAACUUGUCUGUGGGAAGCUAAAGACAGAAAAUGAGCCACAUUGUUUCUGUGCUUACAGGACAUGUUGAGUGGAAAUAUGAAAUACAUCGGCAGGUAUGGACUUAAUAUCUGACAGUCUGUAAUAUGAUUAUACUCUUGGUGUGUUGUCCUGUUGCCUCAGUGAUGCUGCUUUCAUAAACACUAGCCACCUGAUAACUGUAUAA
Messenger RNA from Carassius gibelio (silver crucian carp), 2879 nucleotides. RefSeq names its product solute carrier family 41 member 3-like. Gene Ontology annotation, molecular function: monoatomic cation transmembrane transporter activity. The record is from RefSeq and is a predicted model, not a curated record. Gene Ontology annotation, cellular component: plasma membrane. The transcript is spliced from 10 exons. Gene Ontology annotation, biological process: monoatomic cation transport. NCBI's taxonomy places the organism in Eukaryota, Metazoa, Chordata, Actinopteri, Cypriniformes, Cyprinidae. The coding region runs from base 1240 to 2577 and encodes 445 amino acids.